AUGGAGACGGUUUUUUCGGUGCCCACCUCUAUUUCCGUCACUGAAAGUGGCGUUACAAAUACCGUCCACAUUGAUGUCAGUAUUGGGUCUGUUCAGCCGGGUUCUUCAAAAUAUUCACACCCAACAUCUUUGGGGAUUACUUGUUCAGAGCAUGCUUCCAAUGUCUUGGACGACCUCACACCGUCCCUCUCUUUGACCACAAUAGCGCCUGGGAAUUCUUCAAAUCGUUUGUUGCCGUUCACAGACGAUCUUGGUUUAUGCAUUAAACACUCUCCUGAUGUAUCACCCUUAGUCGAUGAUGAUGAAGAUGUACGUUCACUCCUAGCAGCAGCAGCCGCUGUUGCGGCUGCCGACUCCAGGGUUCAUCAAGGUUCACCGUCAGUUCGUUCUUCUUCUGGACUUAACACUCCACCUGAUUCAAGAAGCAGUCGACUUAUGGACACAAUCACUUGCAGACCAAUGUCAGUUGGUGUUUGCGAUCAAACUCAGGUCAUUCACUCAAUAGAUAGUGUUCCUAUGUUAGUUUCGAAUCAUAGUUUGUCAAGAACGCCCUAUGCACAUAGCGAUGACCCUCUUUCAAUCCUAAUCCCAACACACACAACACAAUCUGUGUCUUCUAAUUAUUUGUUAUCCUCCAGUGUUUCUACUCCAUGCAGCUCUCCUCUAACAUUCCGAUCUCAUUCCCCUAUUCGGACACAUUUAGAUGGUAGACAUACGUCCGAUAUGCUUCACCAUAGCUUAUCCUGCGAAUCUCAUUCUAUCGAGAAUGAACGUACAAAUUCUUCUCUUUCAUCAGUUUCUCACUUUCCCCCACCAAAUACGCCGCCUGUGCAUAUGGACAGUUAUAUAACUCGUCAAAAUCAUGACGAUCAGGUUUUUAAUUCAAAUCUUUUACUUCUAAAGGAUACAGUUCAUACUUCAUGUGUGUCACUAAGCUCUCCUAAAAUAAUUUCAGAAUGCAACUCAUCUAUCCAUACUACCAUAUCCUCGUGUUUACCAAUCGGUGAACAUACCGCAACAACCGUUCUUAGCCCUGUUGUUGUAUCAAAGGAGUAUACUGUCUGCUCAUCAGCGAAUGUAACAGAUGUAUCGGAUAAUCUUACAAAUAACUGGACAAAUACUACUACUUGUGAACCAAAUAUUCAGGCAGCAAAAGAAUGUGCAAUUACGGGUGACAAUUUUGAUUCUGUAUCUAAAGCGACAGACGAAAAUUUAAUGGAUUUAGAGCAAGUUAUUUCAUCACACUCAGCUUCAUUACCAGCUGUUGACGAUGAGUAUUUUUUAAAAACUUCCGACGAUUUUCAUGUCGAUACAGUAGUGAACAAUGACCUUAGAUGUAUUUCUCAGUCAGACAAAAUUCCUUCUUCAACAGAUAGUGGCGAGUUAGUGUCUUCGAAAACAUCUGCCAUGUGUUCUGCCGAACCAGAUUUCCCUGAUGUUUACGUUGAUGUUUCUGACGUUAACGAUAAUACUAAUUCUGUGAUACUACCACACGAGUCAUCAAUUAGUGUCAAAGCAACAACAACUCAGUUCUCUGCAAAUACGAAACUUAUAUCUUCUGUAGUGGCGUCUGGUGAGAGUUCUAUUGACAUCGAGUGUGAAACAGAGAUUCAGAAAGAUGAUUGUUUUAUUCAGUCUGCUGAUGACGAUAAGAAGUUUAAGACAACUACAUCUGUGUCCCCUUUAGUAGAAGACUCCACAUUCAAAGAACCAUGUGAAUCUGAAAGUUCUCCACUUACUAAGGCUUCUAUAAUUUCGGAGUCACCAACAAAAGAUGAUGCUCAGACUAAGAUCAGUAAUGAAGAUCGAAAUUUACUCCUCACACUGGAGCACCAUAAUGAUAGUUUAGAAGAUCCAGUUGAACCCAGUGGGCAUUCUCCUUCUAUUCAUUCACCUCAUAGAGAAGACGAUGAAAAAGUGUAUAACGAUGCUGAUUAUGCGGCUGCUGCAGUUGCUGCUGUUGAUGAUGUGGUGUAUGCACUAGCUGGUAAUCGUAAACCUGAUCCAUCUUUAACUCUUGACCCGGCCUUAGAAGGCACAGGAACAGAUCGUCUGUAUAGUUUAAGCUUAGCUCCAGUUCAUAAUGAAUUCAAUAAUUCACAGAUGAAUAUUUCUAAUUCCGACUUGUGCAACACAAGCUUUGUGAAUACUAACAAAAACUCAGAUCGCGUUCGCUUUCAUCACUCUUUGGUGGCCAACGAAUCUUCAGAUGGUGAAGUUUGUUCAGAGGAUCACUUAUCCAGAAGCUUGUCUAAUGCUUCUCCUAAUAACUGGAAUAAAACGGAUGUGAAGGGUGAAUUCUUAUGCUUGUCGUGCAAUAAAGCGUUUUCACAAAAGGCUUUACUUCUGAAACAUCGAGUUAUGCAUGAAGAACCAAAACAUAUGUGUGACACUUGUGGUCGCAGCUUCGUACGUGAAGACAAGCUUAAACGUCAUGUUAUGUCUAUCCAUACAGCUGAAAAACUCAUGUUUGUCAUAUAUGUAGUAAAGCUUUUUCCGCAAUCACGUAAAUUGAGUGAAUAUAGAGGAUUAUUAUUUAUUAAAUGGGAGAAAUGA
This is a messenger RNA of Schistosoma curassoni, 2556 nucleotides long. The record is from the annotation of a GenBank genome assembly. NCBI's taxonomy places the organism in Eukaryota, Metazoa, Platyhelminthes, Trematoda, Strigeidida, Schistosomatidae.